AUGUCAAGCCUUAGUAACCAUCCAGUGAUUGAUGAAGGUGAUUAUUAUACUGAUGUAAAUGGUUAUCAAGUUCCUCAAAAUAUUCGUCAUCGUUUUCGUUCAAUAAUAACUGAUGAACUUUUAUCGGAUAAAGAUAAAGUUGAACGUGAUAAAAAUGAAUUUGAAUAUGUAAAUGUUAAACAAAAUACUUCAAUUUAUCAUCGACCUCAAACAACUUUUUUAUCAUCAAAUCCUGAUUAUACUAAAAUAAGUAAUGAUUUACGAUGUACUGUUGCUCAUGGUCAUCCUGUACAACGUCAUAGUCAUUCAAAAACUGUUCAUAGUGACGACAUAUUUAAAAAUCAUCAAGAUGAUAAACAAUCUAGUUUAUAUCGUCGAAAAAAAGAUUGGCUUGCUCGUUGGACAGAAGCAAAUAUAAUACGCGAUAAUCUAUAUAAAAGUAUUCUUGAAGCUCAAAAGAAAACGACGCAAUAG
This is a messenger RNA of Rotaria sp. Silwood2, 474 nucleotides long. NCBI's taxonomy places the organism in Eukaryota, Metazoa, Rotifera, Eurotatoria, Philodinida, Philodinidae. The record is from the annotation of a GenBank genome assembly.